AUGUGAAAAAUCUAACAUAACCGAUAAAAGUAUUAAUAGUCUAAAUAUAAUAUGACAAAAAUUCCAAUCCCCUUUUACAAGGCUUUAAGUUGAUCUUGUUGUCCCUCAUUAUCUCGAGACUCCAUGAAUCAUCUCCAAACAUUUCUUACUGUAAUUGGUUGCUUCAUUUUCAUCACACUCUUAUGCGUCCUUCUACUCCUCCUCUGGAAUCAAUGCAAACGCAAAUCCCAAUCUCCAUCCCAAAUUCCAGUCACUAUUUCCCGACCCGACCCCAAUUCCACUUCUUUCUCCAUUUUCGCUUCCUUCGACCCUUCUCUACCUCAAGUUUCCAUGCCCGAACUCUUAAAAGCUACUAAUGGAUUCGAUCCUAAACUCAUUAUCGGCGAUGGUAGUUCCAGUCUUGUUUACAAAGCCGAACUAUCUUCUGGUGUUACCGUCGCUGUUAAAAAACUAAGUCUUGAUGCUUUUCAAGGGCUUCGUGAAUUUUGUGCUGAAACGGAAACAUUAGGUAAACUUCGUCACCCAAAUAUAAUCAAAAUUCUAGGUUAUUGUGUUUCUGGGUCUGAUCUUCUUCUUAUAUACGAAUUUAUUGAAAAAGGAAGCUUAGAUCAAUGGCUUCUAGAUACGCCACCUUCCUUCGAUUCUAAUUGGGUUCCAUUAUCAUGGAAUUUAAGGGUUAAAAUCAUUAAAGGGGUAGCAAAUGGGUUGUACUUUUUGCAUGGGUUAGAAACCCAUAUAGUUCAUAGGGAUAUUAAGGCUAGUAAUGUAUUAUUAGAUGCUGAUUUUGAUGCUCAUAUUGCUGAUUUUGGGUUAGCUCGAAGAAUUGAAGGAGCUGAUUCUCAUAUCUCCACACAAGCUGCUGGAACAAUGGGGUAUAUGCCGCCUGAGUAUUUUGGAGGAUAUACUGCUGCUAGUGUUAAGGGUGAUGUUUAUAGCUUUGGGGUUUUGAUGUUUGAGGUUGCUACUGGGAAGAGACCUAAUUGGCCUAUUAAAGAAGAUGGGCAAGAGAUUUGGAUGUUGGAAUGGGCAAAGAAAAGGAUUGAUGAAAAUAAGGAAUUUGAUGUUUUGGAUAAUAGUAUUAGUAUGAAUAGGAAUGACUUGAAUCAAGAUGAGGUUUGUGAAUAUUUUAGAAUUGCUAAUUUGUGUACUUGUCCUCAACCUAGAGAAAGGCCUCCUAUGUGUGAUGUGGUCAAAAUGUUGGAUCAUCUUGGGAAUGUAUAAUAUUGUAGAUCAAAUGUUGGAUCAAUUGUUAUUAUGCAAACAUUUUGAGUCGUAUAAAGAAAGAAUGCUUAUACAUGUAUGUAUUUGGUGACUUGUGGCUAUUUUGGUGGCUUUGUAAGUUGUAAAUAAUCAAUUACUUUAGUAUUUUAUUUACAAAAGCAAGGUGUCACCUUAUGAGUGAAUUUUAUGAUGCUUCAAUUCUCAAUGACUAAUUGGGUGGUGUAUUUUAGUAUACUUAUUAUUCCUAGUGUUAUUUUUGAAUGAUGAUUGAUUGGUUGAUUGAAGAGUGAAAAAAGCUUAAACCUCUACAUAAUGUUC
Molecule: messenger RNA, 1539 nt
Organism: Amaranthus tricolor (Joseph's coat)
Lineage: Eukaryota; Viridiplantae; Streptophyta; Magnoliopsida; Caryophyllales; Amaranthaceae
Product: leucine-rich repeat receptor protein kinase EMS1
Exons: 1
Coding region: 124-1221 (365 amino acids)
Biological process (GO): protein phosphorylation
Molecular function (GO): protein kinase activity; ATP binding
Source: RefSeq, a predicted model, not a curated record